Messenger RNA from Magnolia sinica, 1822 nucleotides. RefSeq names its product tRNA (guanine(26)-N(2))-dimethyltransferase. Lineage: Eukaryota; Viridiplantae; Streptophyta; Magnoliopsida; Magnoliales; Magnoliaceae. The record is from RefSeq and is a predicted model, not a curated record. Gene Ontology annotation, cellular component: nucleus. Gene Ontology annotation, molecular function: RNA binding. The coding region runs from base 87 to 1526 and encodes 479 amino acids. Gene Ontology annotation, biological process: tRNA N2-guanine methylation. The transcript has 6 exons.
ACCAGCGAACAGUAUCUGAUCUUGCACACUCAGCCUCUUUUCACACGUGCGCCUAACAACCCUUCAAUCCGUUCCCGCUAAAACCCAUGAACAGAACAGAAAAGAAAAGAAAAGAAAAAAAAAAACAGAAGGAUAAACCGCCAACAAAAUCCAAAACCCUCUCUCUCUCUCCAAACUUUCAAAUGCAAUUCCCUCUCUCAAGACCCAUCUCAUCUCUCUCUUUCUCUCCGCCAAACCCUAACACCAACCCUAGAAACAAAACCCUCUCUCUCCUUCUCUCUCUUCCCUUCCAAAACCAUUCCACCAUUACUGACCACGACGACGGCAGCAGCAGUAACAAUAACAACAACGACCAUAGGGGUCUUCUCAUCAGUGAAAGGGGCCUUAAAUUCCACACCGGCGAUUCCUUCUUCCGCUCUGAAAGUGCAGUGGGCCGUGACCUCGCGGUCCUGUCUGCUGCCCUCCACAAGCGAUCCAAUCAAAACCUCCGUGUCCUUGACGCAAUGUGCGGGUGCGGUGUCCGCUCCCUUCGCUACCUCCGCCAGGCCGGUGCGGACUUCGUCUGGGCUAAUGAUGCCAAUGAGGAUUACAGGCACACCAUUGUGUCGAAUCUGUCAGGUGAAAUUAGGGUUUCAGAUGGUGGAACCCGGAGAUGGGUUGUGACGCAUUCAGAUGCCAAUAGAGUUUUGGUGGAGAGGUAUUUGGAGAGGGAUUUCUUUGAUUUGAUCGAUGUGGAUUCAUUUGGGAGUGAUUCUGGGUUCUUGAGGUCGGCAAUUGCAGCAGUAAGGAUUGGGGGGUUGGUUUAUGGGACGUCGACGGAUGGGUAUUCAUCAGGCGGGCAUCGGCCUCAGCAUUCUUUAGCUUCAUAUGGAGCAUAUGUUCGGCCUAUGCCAUAUUCGAAUGAGGUUGGUUUGCGAAUGCUUAUAGGUGGGGCUCUACGGGAAGCUGUUGUUUUGGGCUUCCACAUUUCACCACUUUUCUCAUAUUAUUCGUACCAUGGACCUGUUUUCAGAGUCAUGUUCCGUGUGAAUCGUGGGAAGCUUCCUGACAAUGGCUGCUAUGGUUUCAUUAGUUACUGCAACCUAUGUGGAAAUUCUCAAGCAUUUUCAUGGCAUGAACUGGGGAAGAUUUCUUGCCCUUGCAGCAAUGGGGAGGUUUCCCGUUCACUGGUGGUGUCGGGUCCACUUUGGACUGGACCGCUUCAUGAUGGGGAUUAUGUUACUGAAAUGUUAAAAUUAGCUGAAGAGUGGGGCUGGACAGGCAAUGGCAUGAAAGGCACAGAUUUAGAAAAGCUAUUGAAACAGAUGAUCGAUGAAAGUGACCCUGACCUCCCAUUUGGAUACAUCAGGCUAGAUGAGGUAGCUAGUCGAGCAAAAGUAAACUCCCCUCCCCUCAGGACCAUUAUCAGCACCUUGCAUGAGGAAGGAUAUGCUGCGAGCAGGUCACACAUCGCCUCAAAUGCAAUCAAGACGAAUUGUCCCAUGUCUAAGUGCAUUCAAAUUGCAAAGCAACUCCAGAGUCUCUAGGUUCAAACAUUAAGGGGAGCGUUCAAGCUUGGCAUUGCUCUUGGGAGGGCCUUCUCGAAUGGUGAUGUGAUUUUUCACUACUCCCACACACUACCGUUGUUACCUGAUUUCGAGCCCCAAGUGUACCAUGUUGAUAUUGAGUAGUGUUAGCCAGAAAUUGGGUUAGCUUGGACUUCAUGUGCAAAAGCCCUUCCUAAGUUUUUGACAUGAGCUCUCAGUUUGCCCAAUGGAAUUGAUGUCAUUUAUGCAUAAAUCAUUACCAUGCCCAUGAAAUCUCAAAUUAGAAGGUUGGGAGA